Dictyostelium discoideum AX4 is the source of this 4008-nucleotide messenger RNA. RefSeq lists its product as hypothetical. The coding region runs from base 1 to 4008 and encodes 1335 amino acids. Gene Ontology annotation, molecular function: protein serine/threonine kinase activity; protein serine kinase activity; ATP binding. Gene Ontology annotation, cellular component: microtubule organizing center. Gene Ontology annotation, biological process: cytoskeleton organization. The record is from RefSeq and is a predicted model, not a curated record. The transcript has 3 exons. NCBI's taxonomy places the organism in Eukaryota, Evosea, Eumycetozoa, Dictyosteliales, Dictyosteliaceae.
AUGAGUCGUAAAGAAAAUUUAAAUAGAAGUAGUAGUAGUAAUAGUAUAGAAUUUAAUAGAGAUAGAGAUAGAGAUAGUAGUAAUAUCAGUAAUAGUAGUAAUAUAAAUUGUAAUAAUAGUAGUCAAACUCCACCUAUUCCACAACAUAAUAGUUUAAGUGGUAGGUCAAAGCAUUCGUCACCAAUACAUAGUUUAAAGAAAAAAGGUUCAUUAGUUAGACAAGGUAUUGAAGAUUUAUUUAGUUCACUUAGUGUGGAUACACAUUCAAGUAGUAAUAGUAAUAAUAAUAGUAGUAGUAAUAAUAAUAAUAAUAAUAAUAACCAUAAUAUUAAUAGUUCAUCGGAAUCAUCAACUCCUACAACACCAAGAUCAUCUUUUACACCUCAAGUUACAAUGAAUAGUAAUCAAAGUAGUGGUAAUAAUUCACCUCAGUUAUCAAGUAGAUCUAGUUCACAAUCAACUUUAAUACCCUCAAAUGAACCAACUAAAUCAUUGGCAAAAUUUUUUUUAUUAGCACAACAAGUUGAUUAUGUUGGUGAUUCAAGUUCAACUUUAUUACCAGUUGAAAAUUUAGGAUUAUUAAGUAUACAAUGGAAAACAUAUUUCACAAUUGGAUUGAAUUCAACUACUACUGGAUAUGACGUUUUAAAAUAUAUAUCAAUUAAAACUAAUAGAGAUUUAAAAUCAUUAACAUUGGCAGAUUCAGAUGGUAAAAUCAUUGAUAAUGAUUAUAUAUUAACUCAACAACGUUGUAAAAAAUUUGUUGUAGUUGAAGAUUUAAAUAUUGAUGAUUUAAAAAUGAAACAAUUAAAUCAUUUACAACAACUACCACCACCAUCACAACAACAAUUACCACCACCACAAUCACACCAACAACAAUUAUUGCAACAACAAUUACAACAAAGAUUACAAAAUCAAAAUCAAAAUCAAAAUAAUAAUUCAAAUUCAAAUUCAAAUUCAAGCUCAAGUUCAUCAUGUUCAACACCACAAUCUAUAGUAUCACAACAACAAAAAUUACAUCAAAUGCUAUUAAAUCAACAACAAAUUCAAUCAUCACAAAGUACGACACCAACUAAUUCAUCACAAAAAUCAUCACCAAAUAAAGUGACUGAUCAUCAACAUGUUGAGAAUUGUAAUUUUACAUCACCAUCACCAUCAUCACCCUCUUCACCAUCAUCACCAUCGAGUGGUAUGAUUUUGGAUGGAUUCAAUUUGGAUGGAAAUGGUGGUAGACCUACACCAUUAAUUAUAACACCAUCUUCUCCAUCAUCUAUGAGAAAGAAUCCACCUGCAAUUCCACCAAGAUCACCUUCAAGUUUUAGUGGUGGUAGUCCUUUAAAUAAUAUUUUAUUAAAUAAUACUGAAUUAAUUUCAGAACCUGUAACAACAACAACAACAACAACAACCACCACUUCAUCCUCAUCAUCAUUAUCAGUAACAACAACAAUUUCAAAUCCAAAUUAUACACAAAAUUUACCAACAACACCAUUAUCUAAUAGUAGUAGUAAUAAUAACAAUAAUGGAUCAUUUAUAACAUUACAAGAUACUACAAAUAAUAAAUCAAUUAUAAAUAAUAAUAGAGAAUCACCACCAGAAUCACCAAUGGGUAGUAGAAAAUCAUCAGGUAGUUCAAAUACAACAUCAUCUACUACUAAUACCACUACACCAUCAUCAUCAUCAUUAACAACAUCAUCAGGUAAAGAAAGUAGAGAUAGAGAUAGUAAAGAUAAAGAAAAAGAUUUAAUUGGUAGUGGUAAUAAUAAUAAUAAUAAUAAUAAUAAUAAUAAUAAUAAUAAUAAUAAUAAUAAAGUUGAAAAAGAAAAAGAGAAUUAUUGUAAAUUUUUAGACGCUGUAAAUAGUUUUAAUAUGGUUGGUAAUAAUGGUGUAUUAUUUAAUGGUGAAGCCAAUAGGAAUAUGAAGUUAACCAAUGCACAAGAGGAGAAAUGUAAGAUUUUAGAUAAUUAUUUCAAUCAUUAUUAUCAAGAGUUAUUUAAAUAUCUUCAUCAAAGACAUAGAAGAAUUAAGACCAUUGAGGAUUUCACUGUUGAAUCUAGAAUGGAUAGACAGGGUGCAGAACAAUGGAUGAAGAAACAAUUUGAAAAGGAGACUAAUUUCCUUAGGAAUAAAAGAGCCGGUAUGAAAUUAAAAGAAUUUAAAAUACUAACUCAAAUUGGUAAAGGCGGGUUUGGUCAAGUGUUUUUAGCACAGAAAAAAGAUACCGGUGAUAUUGUAACAUUAAAGAGAUUAAAGAAACAGACAGUGGAAUGGGCCAAUCAAAGAAAUCAAGUCUCUCAAGAAAAGAGUGUAAUGCUGGUAGAUAAUAAAUGGAUCACCAAAUUGUUGUAUAGUUUUCAAGAUGCAAAUUAUCUCUACUUGGCUAUGGAGUAUCAUUGUGGUGGCGAUUUUAGAGCAUUGUUAAAUAAUUUAGGUACACUCUCUGAGGAUGAGGCCAGAUUCUACAUGAUUGAAAUGAUAGAGGCAAUCUCUUCACUUCACGAGAUGGGUAUAGUUCAUAGGGAUUGCAAGCCUUCCAAUUUCGUAUUGGACAAGUUGGGUCAUAUCAAGUUAAUCGAUUUCGGUCUAUCCAAGGAAGGUAUUGAAAAGAGAAAUGGUUGGAAUAAGGCUACGAUGAAUGAAUUGAGAAAGAGUUGUCUAAGUGCCUCUUUCACUUCGAAUACAAUGAAAGCAGCCUCUGCCUAUCUAUCAGGUGGCACCAAUGUUAUGGCAUAUCGUCGUCCAAUUGCACAUUCUGCUGUUGGCUCACCGGAAUAUAUGUCACCCGAGAUUGUCAAUGAUCAAGGCUACGAUAUGACUUGUGACUAUUGGUCGUUGGGUUGUGUUUUCGUCGAGAUGCUUUGUGGCUUCAAUCCAUUCUGUGCAGAUACACCAAAUGACGUUUUCAUCAAUAUUCUACGUUGGAAGGAAACUUUGGAUUGGCCAUUAUUCACUCAAGAACUUUCGGUGGAGGCAGCUGAUCUACUAAAGAAUAUGUUGAUGGAGCAACCCCAUCGUUUAGGUGGUAAAGGGAAACAAGACUUUAAGAACCAUCCUUUCUUUAAAAAUCAUAAUUGGGAUGAAAUCGUAAAUGGUCAAGUGAAACCACCAUUCGUACCAAAGGUUGAGAGUGAUAUAGAUACCUCUUACUUUGAAGAUGCCGUUAAUAAUGAUUCCUCAACUUGGGAUAUCGAUGAUAACGAUUGUGGGGGUUAUGGUAGUGGUGGUUAUGGUGGUGGUGGUCCUCAAGCUAGAGAUCCUUUCAAUAAUUUAAAAAUACCCUUUUUCACCUAUAGAAAAUCUUCCGCCCUUAGUUUAAGUAUGAGUUCAGAAAUUGCUCAAAGUUUAAAUUAUAACAAUGGUAAUACUUAUUCAAACUAUACUAGUAAUAAUAAUAAUAAUAAUCUUCAUAAUAAUCAAAUUCACGAAAAAAAUGGUAAUAGUGGAUAUAAUCAUUUUCACUUUGAUUCAAUAGAACAACAAAAUCAAUAUCAACUUUCAUUGUUAUCACCAAAUUCAUCCGAUAAAUCGAUAGGCAUGAUUCAAUAUAUUAAAAAGUUUAGAUAUCAACAAUUACAACAACAAUUACAACAACACUUUCAACAACAAAAUCAUUUACAACAAUUAAAAUCAAAUCAUAGAAAAUCACCAACUAGACAAUUAAUUUCUUCACUUUUAUAUAAAGGUGAUGAUAAAACUUCAAUUUUACAAAAUUAUUCCUCACAAUCACAACCAUCUCUAGCUAAUCAAUUACAAUCAUCAUCAUCAUCACCAUCGCCUUCUUUACAGUCACAAUCACAAUCACCCUCUUUACAAUCAUCUUCAAAAUCAACUCCAAAUCUAUCCUCUUCUUUAUUAGAAAAUCCUGUAAAAGAAGAAUUAGAAUAUAAAAACCAAACUGAAAAUGAAGUUGAAAUUAAAAAAGAAAACGAAAGUGAGGAAAUUCAAUCAUUAAGAGAUCAAUUAAAAGAAAUUAUAAUUUAUGAAGAUUAUGACCAAGAAUAUAGUAUAUAG